CCCGUUUACUAUACAUCAACCCACUGAUAGAUCAAAUUGUCGUCUUUUUGACCUCUUAUCCUCUAGCCAUCGUCUGGUUGUACUUUGAGGUUGAUGAUAUUCAGAAAUAUCAUAGAAGUAAGCGGCAAAAAUCGAUUAAGCUUGCCCAUUCUGAUAUCUGACGUUCUGCUAUACAAUCAGGUACAAACACUUACAACACUUCUAUUGACCUCUAGCAGAUCUUACAGCUUUGGCCGUCACAGAGGCUCCAAUUCGAGUUCGGGUUUACCAGUACAACGAAUAAUUGGCCAAUAUUUCCCAGUGUUUCCCAGUGUCGAAUAUCUUCGUCUUAAAUCUCCCAUAUACACUGCCUAUCAUCAGUCAUGUCCACUACCAAACGAUCUUCCAUGCUUCCUCCACCUCCCAAACCUCCCAUUUCUUUCUCAAACAAUAUCAUAAUUGCCGACCAUGCUUCGAUUAUUGGCACAAAUCUUAUAACCAUCCGGGGACACACAGUACUUCAUCCACGUACAAAAUUGAAUAGCACCUAUGCUCCCAUCGCGAUUGGCAUGCAAUGUGUCAUUGGUGAGCGAAGUUCAAUUGGCAUGUUGAGCGCUCCGUCUGAGGAACAAGCUCAAGGGGUUGUGCUGGAUACUGGUGUCGUUGUAGAAACUGGGGCUAUUGUUGAAGCAAAGUUCGUGGGACAGGGUAGUCUCAUUGAGAUUAAUGCAAAGGUAGGAAAAGGAGCUGUUAUUGGAAAGGUAUGCAUUUCACAAGGAUGUGAAUUUAUUUGAUACUAACAUUUGGUCCAGCAUUGCAAGAUUGGACCAAUGUGCGAAGUUGCAGAAGACGAGAUUAUUCCAGAUCAUACGGUGAUAUAUGGUAAUGGCUUGCGUAGAUUAGACAAAAGUGGUGUGGAAGGUCUUAAGAUGAAGAUGAUCGGUCGACAUGUGGAAGUACUUAAAAGACUUGUUCCUAGCAAUUUAUCUAAAUAUCAAUGAUACCCUUUUGAUUUCUCCAAAUACUCCUGA
This is a messenger RNA of Sclerotinia trifoliorum, 1010 nucleotides long. Lineage: Eukaryota; Fungi; Ascomycota; Leotiomycetes; Helotiales; Sclerotiniaceae. The record is from the annotation of a GenBank genome assembly.